This is a messenger RNA of Frieseomelitta varia, 12927 nucleotides long. It is a transcript of the gene kl-2, whose product is annotated as dynein axonemal heavy chain 2. The record is from RefSeq and is a predicted model, not a curated record. Bases 1 to 12927 code for a protein of 4308 amino acids. Gene Ontology annotation, molecular function: dynein light intermediate chain binding; minus-end-directed microtubule motor activity; ATP hydrolysis activity. Gene Ontology annotation, biological process: microtubule-based movement. The transcript has 63 exons. Lineage: Eukaryota; Metazoa; Arthropoda; Insecta; Hymenoptera; Apidae. Gene Ontology annotation, cellular component: dynein complex.
AUGCAGGGCUUAACAGUGAUAUAUGUACCUCGAGAGGGUAGCGACCUGACCGAGGAGGACAGCCUCGAUAAGGAGUUGGUCAAGAGGCUGGAGAGUGUGGUAGCCUACUGGACCACCCAAAUCAGGAUUACACUCUCGGACCAGGACCAAGCAACACCCAACGAAUUGUUAUGCCUGAAAGACGAGUACGAAUUUUGGAUUUAUCGACACGACAAUCUCCGAGGUCUGAAUCACCAGCUUCAAAACCCAACGGUAAACAAGAUAGCAGAGUUCCUGUUGAUAAGUCACUCGACAUACGCCCGUCAAUUUUUGUCGCUGAAAGACGAGAUCGAGAACGGAGUGAUAGAGGCGAAAUCCAACAUCGAGUACCUUCGGAUCUUAAUAGAUCCUUCCGCGGAACUAGAUAAAUGCACCACGCCAUCGAGCAUCCAGGAAUACCUGAUGGUAAUCAUACACUUGUUCAGAACAAUCUGGCUGAAUUCACCGUUCUACAACAGCCACGAGAGAAUAGAGAAUCUCUUCAAGGCUCUUAAUAAUCAAAUUAUCAUCAUCUGUCGGAAUUACACCGACUUGAAGGAUGUAUUUGCUGGGAAGACCAGAAGCUCCAUAGAAAAGUUGCAGGAGAGCGUGAACGUCUGUAAAUACUACAAAUCACUCUACGACAAGAUAGCGCUAGCCCACAACACUCUGACGAACAUACCGUGGGAUUUAAACAGGGACAAUAUAUUCCAGCAUAUUGAUAUUUUCAUUAGCAGGUGCCACGACAUGAUCGAGAUCUGUCAGGCGAUGAUCGAUAUUGCCAGAAUAGACGAAACGACGGAGAUGAUGAAGCCAAUGUUCAGUGGAACGAAGGGAGAGGAACGAGAAAGGGUGUGUCAAAAGAUCGAGAGACUGUUUCACGAGGCAUUGGGGAGGAUCGAGCAAAAUUCUCACAAGAUCUUCGACGUUUAUCACGGCACGUGGCACGACGACAUGUUCGCCUUUCACAACGAGAUGAAAGAUCUAGAGGUCAUCAUCGAGAACCUGGUCGUGUCAGUUUUCGCGCGUAUGAACAGCGUUCAAGACGCGGUUGGAGAUCUUCAGGGUUUCUACCCGUACAUGAACCGCGAGAAACUGAAAGCUCUGUUCGAUGCUAAAACACUCGAGAUAUGGAAACUGUUUGGCGAAGAUAUCCAACGAACGAAGCAGGAGGUACUGAACGAAAUGGAGGAGUAUCCUUCGAUGACUCCGUAUUAUGCAGGCAGGGCAUUGAACCUACGGCUGAAAGGUGCUCACGUGCAAUCAACAAGAGAGGUGCUCGAGGAGGCCGUGUGGAUGCCCUAUUGCAACCUUAGCAAAGAUAUCUACUAUCAGCACGACCUGCUGAAGAAAUCGAUCGAGGAUUUGAUCGUCGAUCUGUAUGCCAAGUGGGUGCACGAGGCCGGUGAUAAUCCCCGUGUCAAGCUGGAUCGUUUCCUCAUGCGACGCACCGACGAAUCGCCUGGAUUGCUCCGGUGCAACAUCAAUCCAGACAUUUUGAACUUGUGCCGCGAAGCCGCCUACUGGAUCGCUCUUAAAUUCACCAUACCUGUCCAGGUGCAAAUCGUUUACGAUAAAUGGGAAACACUUCAUUUCGUUUACGAGAGCGUCCUUGCUGUAACUAUAGGCUACAAUAAGAUGAUCGAGGCUUUGUCGAGGACAGAGUGCGAGCUGUUCCGCGAACUAAUUCGCCAGGUAGACAGGAAGAUCAAUCCCGGCUUAAACAGGCUGACAUGGAACACGGAAUACGUGGACGCAUACAUCGAGGAUUGCUUUAACCAAACGGCAAAUCUUCAAGAGUUCAUCGACGUUUAUAAAGAAUCGAAUCAUCAUAUCACGAAGAUAUGCGAGAAUAUUUGCAAUACGCCGCUGAUCAAAAUCAGGCCUAAUUACACGUAUGCUCUGGAGGAAUUGCAGCAGGAAUUAUUAAAAACCAGGGACGUGACUUUCAAAAUUCUUCUGGGCUAUCAUAAAACCAUCUUUCAGUACGUGCUGAUUAUUUUCGAUGGAUUUAAGGACGUUCUCGAGGAUUGUUUGCAAGAGUGGAAGAUGUAUUUGACCAGGAUGGACAUACUGAUAGGCGCGGCUUUCAAGAUGUGCCUGAUCGAAUCUCUGCAAGCUAUGCACGUUGCUCUUCACGGCGAUGGUACCACGCCACCAUCGCCACUCAUUUUAAUACACGUAGAACUUAUAGACAAUAAGAUCAAAUUCUUACCGGAUCUAAGCGAGAUCGCCAUGGAGUUUUCAGUGAUCUUCGACAAUCUUUUAGAUCCUUUGAAAUGCUUGACUCAACUGAUAAACAAUUUCAAAUUCGACUUCCAAGUGCCGCCAUUCUGGAAGAUGUACGAGAAAGAUCCAGAAUUGCUGGAUCUUCAACAGAAACUCAACGAUGAGGUGAACGUCUGUUUCGUUCAAGUGCAAAACUACCUGAAAACUUGGGAGCCCUUUCAGGAAGUUUGGGAAAUGAACAGAAACAUGUAUCUUCAGAGAUACGAGAAAUUGAAGCCUACGGCGGAGACGUUCGAUUCAGAUAUCAGCAAAUACGCGAUGAUAGCGAACAGCGUUCAGAUGCAGGAAACGUUGAUGACUGUCCACUUCCUCGAUAUAAACGCCGAUCGGCUGAAAGGCGCCAUCAUCGAAGAAUGCUCAAUUUGGCAGCAGAAGUUAAUUGACGUUCUGUUUCGGCAAACGGAGAAUAUGGUCACGCACGUGUACCACUAUAUCGCGGAUAAUUCUAAGAAAAUAACGAAAGAGCCGACAGAUAUCGUCAGCAUGCAGUACGCGAUGCAGCUGUUCGAGAAGCUGUACGCCGAUAUUCCUCGAGAGGAGGACGAAUUCCCGAAGAUCCACGACCAGUACCAGACUUUAGAGAAGUACGAAGUGAGCAUGACGUACGAUUUCAAGCGAAAAGUGCACGACAUACAGCUCGCCUGGAACGCGUAUCUGGCUCUGCUCGAAAAAUCCAAAUACAUGCUGAAGCAAAAGAAGGAGGAAUUCAAACAGGUGUUACUGCAAGAUGCCAUAAUGUUCCAAGAGGAGGUGUUGGCUCUGGUUGGAAAGUUUUUCGACACUGGACCAUUCACAUCUGCGUGGACCACGACAAAUGCGUUCGCCUGGUUAAGUCACGUGAAUCGCGAAAUUUCGUCACUGAAAAGAAGAGAAACCAAGCUGAAAUCGCAACUCAUGGUGUUUGACAUCAAUCAACCAGAUUCUCUCGAAGUGAUACAAUUGGAAGAGGACGUAAAAGCCAUUCAGUUGGUGUGGGAGAUCACCGAUGAGUGGAACAAAGCUUGGGAAAGAUACAGGACAGAGAAUUUCUGGGAGAUCGACAUAGAAGAGAUGGAGAACACGGCGAAUGUUAUUUUCAGGAAGCUGAAUCUUCUCAGUAGGGAGCUGAAGAAGAAAAAUUGGGAGAUCGUCGAACACUCGAGGACGAGAGUGGACAAGUUCAAGCGCACGCUCCCGUUAAUUACCGAUCUGAAGAAUCCAGCGAUGAGACCUAGACACUGGAAGAAAGUGAAGGAAAUCGUAGACCGUGAUUUCGACGAAACCUCCGCGGAAUUCACCCUUGAUACCAUCGCGGAGAUGGAACUGCAGAAUUAUGCCGAGCAGAUCAACGAUAUUUCAACCUCUGCUACUAUGGAAUUGGGUAUUGAAAUUGCUCUGAAAAAGAUUGCCGAGAUCUGGACAGACAUGCCUUUAGAGAUGAUCCCUUACAAAGACAGCGGAAUAUUCAAGAUAAAAACUAUCGACGACAUAAUGCAAACUCUGGAGGAUCAUCAAGUCCAGUUAUCAGCCAUGAAGGCAACAAGGUUCGUUGAACCGUUCACCGAGGAAGUUGAUUACUGGGAGAGGAUACUUUCGACCAUCGGUGAAGUCCUCGAAACGACUGUGUUAAUUCAACGCGGUUACAUGCACAUGGACAACAUAUUCACCUCGGAAGACAUCCGGAAACAGCUUCCAAAGGAGGCUGACGAAUACGACAAACUGACUCUCUCGUGGAUUGAAAUUACGUCGCGGAUGGCAUCCUACGGUUUAGCGCUGCAAGCCACUCACGAUCCACCUGGUCUGCUGGAGGUGUUGAAUAAACUCACUGUUAAGCUCGAGUCGAUGCAACGCGGGCUGGAACAGUAUCUGGAGACCAAACGGCACGUGUUCCCAAGAUUUUAUUUUAUUUCGAACGACGAUCUGCUGGAGAUACUGGCGAACGCCAAGAAACCUGAACUGAUACAGCAACAUGUUAAAAAGCUGUUCGAGAAUAUUAAAUGUCUCACCCUGAGUAAGUCUCCGGCUGGAAAGAAUUUGGCUGUUGCAAUGAACUCUAACGAAGGAGAAUAUGUCGAUUUUAUCCAGCCAGUGAAUCUGGAGAAUCUGGUGGAGAGAUGGCUAUGCGAUAUUGAGACCGCGAUGAGGGCCAGCCUGCGCGAGAUACUGAAACAGUGUCGAAGCGCGCUGCGAAAAAUGGCGGUGAAACGCGACAGGUGGGUGAAAGAGUGGCCGAGCCAGCCUGGAAUUACGUCCGCUCAGAUCCAGUGGACCACCGACUGCACCCGUACCCUCCUCCACUGCAAGCUGGUGGAUUCGAGGAGACCGCUGAAAAAGCUACGAAGACGACAGAACCAGGCAUUGAGCAGUUACACAGAAGCGAUCAGAGGCGAGUUGACUAAUCUCGACCGAUUGAAAUUCAAAGCGAUCGCGGUGAUCGAGAUCCACGCGAGAGACGUUAUCGAAAAGAUGUACCGAGCUAACUGCAAAGACGUGUCCGCCUUCGAGUGGCUGUCACAGCUGAGAUUCUACUGGGACAAAGACGUCGACGACUGCAUCGUCUGGCAGACGAACACGUACUUCGUCUACGGAUACGAGUAUCUCGGAAACACGGGACGUUUGGUGGUAACACCGCUCACCGACAGGUGUUACAUAACUCUCACCACCGCUCUUCACUUGCAUCGUGGUGGUAGUCCCAAGGGACCGGCUGGUACCGGAAAAACCGAGACCGUGAAGGAUCUAGGAAAAGCGCUGGGAUUCAAUGUGAUCGUGCAAAACUGCUCCGAAGGGCUCGAUUACAAAAGCAUGGGCAGGUUGUUCUCUGGAUUGGCGCAGACCGGUGCAUGGGGUUGCUUCGAUGAAUUUAACCGUAUAAACGUCGAGGUGUUAUCGGUGGUGGCGCAGCAGAUACUGUCGAUUCUCACCGCGAUCUCACAGAGGCUCACCAGAUUCGUAUUCGAGGGCACUGAAACAUUGCUGGUGCACACCUGCGGCAUCUUCAUCACGAUGAAUCCGGGUUACGCGGGUCGCACCGAACUUCCCGAUAAUCUGAAAUCCAUGUUCAGGCCAAUCUCGAUGAUGGUGCCAGACAGCGGCAUGAUCGCCGAGAUCAAUUUGUUCUGCGAGGGAUUCGAACAGACGCGAAUGCUCGCCAGAAAGGUUUUCACGUUGUACACGUUGGCUCAGCAACAGUUAAGCAAGCAGUGUCAUUAUGACUUUGGAUUGAGGGGAAUAGUGACUCUGACGAGGUACGCAGGGAGGAAGAAGAGACUUUUUCCGAAACUUCCGGACGAGGAAGUGAUCAUCCUCGCCAUGAAGGAUAUGAACAUCGCUAAACUCACCUCGGACGACUUGCCGUUGUUCCUCGGUAUCACCAGCGAUCUUUUCCCAGACGUGGAAGUACCGGCGAUCGAUUACGACGAAAUUAUCGCUUACAUAACCAAGGAGGUCAUCAAACUAGAGCUCCAGCCUAUUCCCCUGAUACUGACGAAAGUUAUCGAACUGUACGAGACGAUGAAUUCGAGGCACUCGACGAUGAUAGUGGGCGAGUCGAACACAGCGAAGACGGUUACAUGGACUGUGUUGCAGCAGACGAUGACGAGCAUGAAGAACGACAAGAAACCGGGAUACACCGCGGUUCACGUCUAUCCUAUUAAUCCGAAGGCGUUGAGCCUCGCCGAACUUUACGGCGAGUACAAUCUUGCCACUGGCGAAUGGCACGACGGCGUGAUAUCGUCGAUCAUGCGAAAAACCUGUUCCGACGAUAGCCCUGACACGAAGUGGAUCCUCUUUGACGGGCCAGUGGACGUUGACUGGAUCGAGAACAUGAACAGCGUAAUGGACGACAACAAGGUUUUGACUCUCAUAAAUAACGAUCGAAUUACCAUGCCGAAGCAAGUGUUGCUGCUGUUCGAGGUCCAAGAUCUCGCUGCCGCCUCUCCGGCGACAGUUUCGCGGGCGGGGAUGGUGUACAACGAUUACAAAGACCUUGGUUGGAGGCCUUACCUACGAAGCUGGCUGCAGAAGGUCCAAGGAAAGCCAGAAUUCGUAGAGGAAAUGAGAAAAUUGUUCAACGCGCACGUGGACGCCACCUUGGAAUUCAAACGACGAAAAUGCGAGGAUCUCGUCCCAGUUCCCGAAUUAAACGCCGUUCAAUCGCUGUGCAAGCUUCUGGAAGUGCUUGCCACUCCUGAGAAUGGGGUUCAGUUCACGGGCGAUGUAGACAUGUUCGCCAAUAUUUGCCGAAUAUGGUUCUUCUUCUGUUUGAUAUGGUCUAUUUGCGCGUCGGUCAACGAAGAGAGCAGAUACAAGAUGGACAAUUUCAUACGAGAGAUAGAGGGCACGUUUCCGAUACGAGACACUGUGUACGAAUACUUCGUGGACUCUCGAAUACGAUCGUUCGUUUCCUGGGAAGAACGACUGCCACCAGUAUGGAAGAUCCCGCCAAAGACACCUUUCUACAAGAUAGUCGUGCCAACCGUAGACACAGUCCGUUACGAGUACAUCGUGAGCUCGUUACUAAAUAACAGAUUCCCAGUCCUUUUACUGGGUCCAGUAGGCACAGGAAAGACGUCGGUGCUCCAAUCGGUGCUAAACUCUCUAGACAAGGAGAAGUACAGCGUGUUGACCCUGAACAUGUCCGCGCUGACCACCUCGAAGAAUGUACAAGACAUGAUCGAGAGUAGGCUCGAGAAACGCACCAAGGGUGUGUACAUCCCCGCAGGCGGCAAAAUCCUGAUCGCGUUCAUGGACGACUUCAAUAUGCCUAUGAAAGAGACAUACGGAUCGCAGCCGCCAUUGGAAUUGAUUCGACAAUGGAUAGGAUAUGGUUUCUGGUACGAUCGGGAGAAGCAGACGCAGAAGUUUAUACAGAAAUUGCAAUUACUGGCGGCCAUGGGUCCCCCGGGAGGUGGCCGAAACGUCAUUACAAAUCGUUUACUGACGAAGUUCAACGUAAUUAAUAUGACGUUCCCCGUAGAGAAGCAAAUCAUCAGGAUAUACGGAUCGAUGUUGGAUCAACAUUUUGGUAACUUCCACGCCGAAGUGAAGGGGAUAUCCAACGAAAUAACGCUUGCCAGCAUCGAUUUGUACAACAAAGUGAUCAACAAGAUGCUGCCUACGCCAGCGAAAAUGCACUAUCUGUUCAAUCUAAGGGACAUAUCGAAGGUUUUCCAAGGUCUGCUACGAAGUCACAAGGACUACCAAUUUUCCAGGCAAACCUUCCUUCGUCUAUGGGUGCACGAAGUGUUCAGAGUCUUCUCCGAUCGAUUGGUCGACGAAAAGGACAGGGAAUGGUUUGUAGAUCAAAUUGGCGAACAACUUGGGAAACACUUUGAACUGACCUUUCAUAAUGUCUGUCCUGAGAAACGGUGUCCCUUAUUUGGUAGUUUCAUGAACGCUUGGGACGUAUACGAGGACCUCACGAACCUCGCUGCCGUAAGGACUUACAUAGAGAAUCAAAUGGACGAGUAUAACGCUUUUACCGGUGUCGUUCGUAUGAAUUUAAUUCUUUUCCGUGACGCGAUUGAGCACAUCUGUCGUAUAGUUCGCGUGAUUUCACAGCCUCGUGGUAACAUGCUGCUGAUAGGAAUCGGCGGAAGUGGGAGGCAAUCUUUGUCCCGAAUCGCGAGCUACAUGUGCGAGCUGACAACCUUCCAGAUCACUGUGACGAAGCAUUACAAGCUAGGCGAGUUCCGCGAAGAUCUGAAGAUCCUGUAUACGAAAACAGGCGUGAACGACAAACCGACCACGUUCCUCUUCAACGACACGCAAGUGGUCGAGGAGCAAUUUCUCGAAAUAGUGAACAGCAUGCUCAGCACGGGGGAGGUGGUGAAUCUCUACAAGAGCGACGAAUUGGAAGAGAUUAAAAAGAAACUGACGAAGGAAGCGGCGCGCAUUGGACGAAUACCAACGACAGAGGCGAUCUACUCGCUGUUGAUCGAGCGGGCGCGUGCCAAUAUGCACUUGGUGGUGUGCAUGAGCCCGAUCGGCGACGCGUUCAGGAACAGAUUACGCCAGUACCCGAGCCUGAUCAACUGCACGACCAUCGAUUGGUUCUUGGAAUGGCCGAGGGAAGCUCUCCUCGAAGUUGGCAACAAGUUCCUCAUGAAUCUCAAUCUGACGCUCACUAUCACCGGCGAAAAUAAAGCGGAGCCCCGACAGUCGGCGACAGCGUUUCCUUUGCCACCGCUUCAGGACCGAAUGCGAGAUGGAAUUGCGGCGACCUUCUCUCUGAUCCAUGAGACUGUGUCACAGUUUUCCAACAGGAUGGCCGCGGAGAUGAAGCGCUACAAUUACGUGACACCAGUGAACUUCCUCGAACUGGUUGCCGGAUAUAAAACAAUGCUGGCGGAGAAGAGAGAGGAUUUGGCGAGCCAGGCGAACAAACUUCGCAACGGUCUCUCGAAGAUCGACGACACCCGCGUUAAAGUGAACGAAAUGGCUGCGGAGCUGGAAGUCACACAGCAGCAGGUUCAUAAAUCUACCAGGGAAUGCGAAGAGUUUCUGGUAACGAUAGUGAAUCAAAGACGCGACGCGGAUGAGACGCAAAGGACAGUGGCGGCGCGAUCGCAGCGGAUCGCGGAGGAACAAAAGGAGUGCAAGAAGCUCGAAGAAAUCGCCCGAGCUGAUCUCGCAACUGUUGAACCGGCUCUGAACGAGGCGAUGAAGGCCCUGGACGCGCUGAGCAAAAAGGAUAUCGCGGAGAUACGAUCGUUCACGCAUCCGCCGCCAAGAGUCGAGAUGGUAAUGGAGGCGGUGAUGAUCCUGAAAACCUCGGAGCCGACUUGGGCGGAGUCGAAGCGUCAACUCGCCGACGUGAACUUCCUGAACACGCUGCGAGACUUCGACAAGGACAACAUCUCUGACAGGACACUUAGACAGAUCGGCAAGUACACGUCGCACCCGGAAUUCGAGCCGGAGAAAGUGGGCAUGGUGUCUGUGGCGGCCAAGUCGCUCUGUAUAUGGGUCAUCGCUAUGGAACAGUACGGGAAGCUUUACAGAAUCGUUGCGCCGAAGAGGGAAAAAUUACAGACCGCGUUGAAAUCACUCAAAGAGAAGGAGCGAGCGCUGGAGGAGGCGUUGCAACAGCUACAGAGAUUGCAAGAGAGGCUGCAGAAGCUUCAAGAAAUGUACGACGCAAAGAUGAAAGAGAAAGAAGAAUUAAUUAAGCUGGCGGAACUAUUGAAGCUGAAACUGGAGCGGGCCGCGAUGCUGGUCGACGGCCUCUCAGACGAGCGAAUUCGAUGGGAGAACACGGUCGGUUCGCUCGGCGAGUUCUUCGACUGGCUGCCAGGUGAUUGCCUAAUAUCCACCGCCUUUGUGUCCUAUUUGGGCCCGUUCGUAUCCAAUUAUAGAGAGGAGCUGAUAAGCAUCUGGAUGAAGGAGGUGCAAGAAAAAGAAAUUCCAACGUCACCCCAGCUGGACGUAAAAGAAUUUCUAGCUGACCCUGCGGUCAUCAGGGACUGGAACAUGCAGGGAUUGCCAUCCGACGAUUUCAGUACUGAAAACGGUAUCAUCGUGACCAGAGGGACCAGAUGGCCACUAGUAAUCGAUCCUCAAUGCCAAGCAGUGAAAUGGAUCAAAAAUAUGAAAGCCAAAGACAACUUAAAAGUGAUCGAUUUUGGUCAACCAGACUUCGUCAGAGUAUUAGAAAACGCGAUCCAAUAUGGUAAACCAGUUCUACUAGAAAAUAUCGGUGAAGUGAUCGAUCCAAUACUGAAUCCCAUUCUUGAACGAGCUUUAGUAAAAAUUGAGAACCAGCUGAUGAUCAAGUUCAACGAAAAGAUGAUCAGCUACCACGACAAGUUCCGGCUGUUCAUCACGACGAAACUCGCGAACCCCCAUUACGCCCCGGAGAUAUCCACUAAAACGACGUUAUGCAACUUCGCCAUUAAGGAACAGGGACUGGAAGACCAGCUCUUGGGAAUCGUGGUCAGAAAAGAGAAGCCGCAGCUCGAAGAACAGAAGGACAAUCUGGUCUUCACGAUCGCGUCCAAUAAACGAACUCUCAAAGAACUCGAGGACAAAAUACUCUACCUACUGAAUGUAGCCGGAGACACUUUGCUGGACGAUCUGGAUUUACUGAGCACGCUGCAAUCGUCGAAGACGACGUCGAUCUCUAUCGAGGAAUCAUUAAUAGUCUCUGAACAAACGGAGAAGGAGAUAGAUCUCGCCCGAGAGGAAUACAGGCCGUGUGCACACCGUGCCGCGAUCCUCUUCUUCGUGCUGAACGACAUGAGCUUUAUCGAUCCGAUGUACCAAUUCGCGCUGGACGCAUACAUCACCUUGUUUAUGCUGUCGAUCGAGAAGAGCAGCAGAAGUACAAAGCUCUUCGAAAGGAUCGAGAAUUUGAACGAGUACCACACUUACGCGUUCUACAAGAAUACAUGUCGAGGCCUCUUCGAACACCACAAGCUGCUCUUUUCCUUUAACAUGUGCAUGAAAAUCCUGGACGCCCAAGAAAAAGUGAUUCACAGCGAGUACGCUUUCUUACUUCGCGGCGGGAUCGUUUUGGAUAGGGAAAAUCAGCCAGAUAAACCGGUUGCCUGGUUACCCGAUGAAACUUGGGAUAAUAUCACGGAGCUGGAUAAGCUCGCUGGAUUUCACGGGCUCGUUGCUUCUUUCGAGCAAUUCCCACGAGAUUGGAAUAAUUGGUACGUCAACACGGAGCCAGAGAACGCACCCCUAAUAGCGGAGUGGGAAACGAAUUUGAACGUGUUUCAAAAGAUGCUGCUGAUACGUAGCUGUCGUCCUGACAGGAUUUCCUUCUGUAUCGCCAGUUUCAUCGUGUUGAAUCUCGGUCAAAGAUUUGUCGAGCCACCGGUACUCGACCUAAAGGCAGUGCUCGAUGAUUCCGUGGCACAAACUCCUCUGAUAUUCGUCCUCUCGCCCGGCGUGGAUCCUACGAGCACCCUGAUGCAAUUAGUCGACAGCCAGGAAAUGACCAACCACUUUAUGACCCUAUCUCUGGGUCAGGGGCAAGCGCCCAUUGCCACUAGAAUGAUAGAGGUAGGUGCGAAAGAAGGUGCUUGGGUGUUCCUCGCGAAUUGCCACUUGUCGCUCAGUUGGAUGCCGAAAUUGGACAAGAUCGUGGAAACGUUGGCGGCCAGUAAAACCAUACACCCGCAAUUCAGAUUGUGGCUUAGCUCGAGCCCGACUCCCCAGUUUCCCAUAUCGAUCCUACAGGCGGGCAUAAAGAUGACCACCGAACCGCCGAAAGGUUUGAAGGCAAACAUGAAACGACUUUACAGCUUGAUAACCGAGACCCAGUUCGAACUGUGCCAAGCAAAGUCCAAAUACAAGAAGCUACUGUUCGCCCUCGUGUUCUUCCACGCGAUUCUCCUCGAGCGUAAAAAGUUCCAGCAAUUGGGCUGGAACGUCAUCUACAGCUUCAACGACUCGGACUUUGUGGUAUCGGAGAAUCUUUUACAAGUGUAUCUUGACGAGUAUCCAGUGACCCCGUGGGAAUCACUGAAAUACCUCAUAGCAGGUGUCUGUUAUGGUGGUCACGUGACCGACGACUGGGACCGCCGUUUGUUAAUGACAUACGUACAACAAUAUUUCACCGAAGAGGCCCUGACUGUCCCCUAUUAUCGUUUAUCAUCGCUACCGACCUAUUUCAUACCGAGAGAUGGUUCGUUGGCGUCCUAUCACGAUUUCGUCGUGGUUCUGCCGUCCAUUGACAAACCGGAAGCGUUCGGUCAACACCCGAACGCGGACAUCACCUGUUUAAUCAUGGAAACGAGGAAUAUGUUCGAAACGCUGAUGGGACUUCAGGUUCAGGCUGUUACCGAGGAAGAAAUUACUAAAGAGGAGAAGGUCACUCAGUUAAUCACGGACGUGCUCUCGCGAAUACCAAACGACAUCGAUUACGAGACAGCUGAGAAAUUGAUAGGCCCGAAGAAAACACCAUUGGACGUGGUGUUGCUCCAGGAAAUACAACGUUACAACGUUCUCCUGAAAAAGACUCGUGGCAGUUUAAAAGAUCUUCAACUGGCGAUCCAAGGUUUGGUGUUGAUGUCGCCGGAUCUUGAGGAGAUCUUCAACUGCGUAUACGAAGGUCGAGUCCCCUCGAUUUGGCUGACAGCGUAUCCGUCGUUGAAGCUGUUGGGCGCCUGGACGAGGGAUUUAGUCAGCAGGGUGGAACACUUCAGUGAAUGGGCUCAAACUACUCAUCCGCCGUUGCUGUUCUGGCUGGCCGCGUACACGUUCCCAACUGGCUUCCUUACCGCCGUAUUACAGACGUCUGCCAGGCUCUGGGGCGUCUCUAUCGAUUCCCUGUCCUGGGAAUUCACCGUUUUUACGAUCGACGAGUCGGCCAUAAUCGAACCGCCGGUGGACGGCGUGUACAUACGCUCUAUCUUUCUGGAAGGCGCUGGCUGGGACAAGAGGAACAGUGUCCUCGUCGAGCCGGCUCCCAUGCAACUUGUUUGCAACAUGCCGGUAAUUCACUUCCGGCCCACGGAACAGCUUAAAAAGAGAAGCAGAGGAUCCUACACAUGUCCCUGUUACUAUUAUCCUCAAAGAAGCGGGGCUGAAGGACGACCAUCAUUCGUGGUAGCGGUCGAUCUAAACGCAGGUCCAGAGGGAUCGGAUUUCUGGGUUAAAAGAGGCACUGCUCUGUUACUAAGUCUCUCCACAUAG